Molecule: messenger RNA, 511 nt
Organism: Plasmodium cynomolgi strain B
Lineage: Eukaryota; Apicomplexa; Aconoidasida; Haemosporida; Plasmodiidae
Exons: 2
Coding region: 108-506 (132 amino acids)
Source: RefSeq, a predicted model, not a curated record
GCAGACUUGUGGUAGACACAUCGGCUACGCUGUUUUAUAUACUUCAAAAAAAAAUCAUUUUUUUAAGCGCACUAGCAAUUUUGUAGAACUACCCUCUUCGCACUUUAAUGAUCAUGAUAAGUUCCCCCAGCUGUGACGUGACAGCAGGAUUGAAUAGGCUGAGAAGCAAAAGCGUUGACGAAAUCGCAGAAAUCGUUAAAAGGGCCAAGGAAGCGAAGGAAGCCCAGCUAGGAAAUUUAGACAACUUCAAGGAGAAACAAAAUCUAAAUUUGCUGAAAGCCUUUGCAGAGAACCAGGCAAAUUGUCUCAGCAUUUGUAAGGAAAAUUUAUUCAAUCGAUUUGAGGAGGACUUGCAGAAGUACCAGAACGUGAGCGCGAAAAAUAACUCAACUUUUAACGAGAGGAAAAAAAAAAAAUUAGAAAAGUUUUAUCAAGACAUGGAGCAGCAGCUUUGUUUCCGUGCAUGUUCUAUGAGGUGCCGCCACUUUCUGCAGGACAAGGAUUGAGAGAG